AUGGACGGGUCGAACGGGUCGACAAACGGGCACAGCCCGAGCAUCCCCGAGCCCAUCGCAAUAGUAGGAAUGGGCAUGCGACUCCCAGGGAAAAUUCACAGCGCAGAAUCCCUCUGGGAUCUAUUGAUCAACAAAAAAGAAACCAGCGGUUCGAUUCCCAGCAGUAGAUUCAACCCCGAGGGCUUCUACUCGGAAUCAAAAAUCCCCGGCUGCAUCGGGACACAGCGCGGGCAUUUCCUCGACGAGUCGGAUGGAUUAGAUCGUCUCGACACGUCCUUCUUCAGCAUGGGCAAAGCAGAAGUGGAAAAGCUCGAUCCACAGCAGCGCAUGCUCCUCGAGGUCGUGUGGGAGUGCAUGGAGAAUGCCGGGCAGGUCGACUGGAGGGGAUCCAACACGGGCGUGUUUGUCGGCACCUGGGGCGACGACUGGCAGGACUUUCUAGCGAAGGAUCCGCAGCAGACUGGCGGGAUGCUGAAUGUCUCUGGGGCGGGGGAUUUUGCGAUUUCGAAUCGGGUUUCGUACGAGUAUAACCUGACGGGGCCGAGCAUGACUAUCAAGGCAGCAUGUGCCUCAUCGAUGAUCUGCCUCCACCAGGCAUGCCAGGCCCUCCGAGAAGGAAGCUGCGACGCAGCCAUUGUCGCAGGGACAAACCUGAUCAUCACGCCAACACAGACCAUCGCACAGACCGAGGCUGGGGUGCUCUCACCGACGGGUCAGUGUCGGUCAUUCGACGCUUCAGCGAACGGAUACGCGAGAGGCGAAGCCAUCAAUGCUAUCCUCGUCAAACGGCUAAGCGACGCGGUGCGAGACAGAGAUCCCAUACGAGCGGUUGUUCGAGGGACGGCGAUCAACUGCGACGGCCAGAGCGCCGGAAUCAGUUUGCCGAAUCCUGUAGCGCAUGAGAAGAUGAUCCGCCGCGCGUAUGAAGUUGCUGGACUUGCAGGCAGCGCACUGGAUACACCAUUUGUCGAGGCUCAUGGGACAGGGACGCCCAGUGGCGAUCCACUGGAACUAAAGGCAAUCAGUCGAGUGUUUGGAAACGGAAUGGACACGUUUAUUGGGAGCAUCAAGGCUAAUAUUGGCCAUGGCGAGGGUGCAUCGGGGCUGAGCAGCAUCAUCAAGGCUGUUCUGAUGCUGGAGCAUCGCACAAUUCCGCCACAAGUCAACUUUGUCACACCAAAUCCUAAUAUCCCGUUCCAGGAAGCACGGCUGGUCGUACCACUGGAGCCAGUAUCGUGGCCAAGGGGUCGACCCGAGCGAAUCAGCAUUAAUUCUUUUGGUAUCACUGGGGCGAACGCCCACGCCAUUAUCGAGUCUGCAGCGUCCAAUGGAGUGAUUCGUUCCCAGUCAAAUGGACAUUCCCCAUCUCCGCGACCACAUUUGUUCGUUUUCUCGGCCAACACCCCAGACUCACUGAAGAAGAACGCAGCUCAGAUCCAAACGUAUCUCAGCGACCAUCCAGAGCGGGCAAAGAACCUGUCUUAUACACUUGCCUGCGGACGCGCGCACCUCGGCCACCGCGCCUUCUGCCUCGACCAUGUCGAAGAUGUCACUUUUGCCUCGGAGAGAGCGCAGAAACCUCCAACGAUCAACUUCGUCUUCACAGGUCAAGGAGCACAAUGGCCAGCAAUGGGAAAGGAGCUCAUCGAACAUUUCCAUCAGUUCAGGGCCGACCUCUCACACAUGAACAGCGUGCUAGCUAAACUUCCGCAUCCACCAAAGUGGAAUCUCAUCGAAGAAUUACUACGACCAGAGGCCAAAAGCCACAUCAACAAAGCCGAGUUUGCUCAGCCACUUUGCACCGCCCUCCAAGUUGCACUGGUAAACCUCCUAACCUCACUCGGGUUGUCGCCCUCCGCGGUUGUCGGCCACUCCAGUGGAGAGAUCGCAGCUGCAUAUGCAGCCGGAGCAAUUACCGCAGAUGAAGCAAUUAUAAUUGCUUACUAUCGAGGCCAUGCGGUAGCUGGCGCUCCGAGAACUCGAGCUGGAGCGAUGGCGGCGGUUGGCAUGGGCCGUGCCGAGGCGACGCUAUAUCUGGAGGACGGCGUAGUAGUCGCCUGCGAUAACGGACCUACUAGCGUGACGUUAUCUGGGGAUCUUGAAGCACUCGAGGCGGUGAUUGGGCAGAUGAAGGCGGAUGAUCAGGAUGUUUUUGUGCGGUUGCUCAAGACAGAUGGGAUGGCGUACCAUUCCCAUCAUAUGCUGGAGGUGGGUGCUGUCUAUGAAGAGUAUCUCCGGGCGUUCGUGCACGCAAAGCCCGCGUCUGUCCCUUUCCUAUCGACGGUUACGGGCAAGUCAGUGGGUACAACCUUGCUCGAUGCAGCUUACUGGAGGCGGAACUUGGAGUCUCCUGUAAAGUUUUUUCCCGCCGUCAAAGCAAUGAUUGCCAGUCAGCAGUCUCAGGACCAGUUAUAUCUGGAGAUUGGACCACAUUCUGCGCUAUCAGGGCCCCUGCGACAGAUCUUCAAGACCACGCCGGCCAAAGGGCGUCUAACGUAUCUUUCUACCACAACACGAGGCAAAGAUGGCCUGGAGUGUAUUUUGCAGAUGUGUGGGCAGCUAUACUUGCAGGCAGUGGAUCUUCGGCUUGAGAAAUUGAUGCCCGGAGCUACGACAUUGACAGAUCUCCCAGCUUACCCCUGGCAGCAUGACACGUCGCACUGGGCUGAGAGCCGGGCAGUAAAAGAGUGGAGAACCAGAAAGUACCGCCGCCACGAACUGCUCGGCUCGCGAAUUCUCGAGGGCAAUGACGUCGAGCCCACAUGGCGGAACCUGCUCCGAUUAAAAGAUGCACCCUGGCUCCAGGACCACAAGGUACUAAGUGAUGUUGUCUUUCCGUGCGCUGGCUACAUCGCCAUGGUAGGCGAGGCUGUUCGACAGAUCACGAGUGCCGAGGACUUUAGUAUCCGUCGAAUGGGCAUCAAGACAGCCAUGAUAUUGGCUGAAGAAAAGACUGUCGAGGUAGUUACAUCCUUUAAACCCAUGAAUCGUACCAUGACGAGCCAAGUAACGUGGUACGACUUUUCCAUCUACUCGCACAAUGGCAGCGCCUGGACUGUUCACUGCACUGGGCAAGUCAGCGGAGGCAGGGAUCACCAAGUGCCAGAGCCCCAAUUUGACCCCACCUUCCAAGAACUCGCAAGGCAAGUCCGGUCGCCAUAUCCCAUUUUCACAAGCGUUGGUCUCCACUAUGGCCCUACGUUCCAGGGCCUGCAGAGCGUGUCUGCCAGGCCCGGCGCAAAAGAAGCCGCUGCUUCCCUCCGACCUCCUCCAACGACGAGCUCGGCCUAUCCAAUUCAUCCGACAACGAUCGACCAGGGCCUUCAACUUCUUGGACUAGCCUCUGCAGAUGGUUUGGCUUAUCGCUUUUCUCACAUCCUGUUACCGACGGGGAUAGAGCACUUGUACAUUCACCCAUCUCGCCAACCCGCAGCAUUAAUCCACGCAAACGCCUGCGCCACCCCGGUAAAUGGCACAUCUGGGAAUAUCAACGGCGAAAUAACGAUCGCUGACUCCAACGGCGUCCUCCUCUCCGCGCAGGGCUGCAAGCUAUCGGCAUUCGAGCAACAGCCUCAGAGCCUAGACAGAGAUGACCAGAUCGCCGCAGCACGACUAAGCUGGAGACCGCAUCUCGAUUUCGUCCCGCUGGAAAGUCUCAUGACUGUACGUCCAAAGGAUUUAUCUGCGUUGCAGCUGAUGGAAGCAUAUGUGUUCCUCGUCACGAUAGAGAUUCGGGAGCGGAUCCGUGAGAAUGCGCCGUAUCAGGGCCACUUUGGAAAGUUCAGCCUCUGGAUGGACGCACAGGUAGAACAGGGCUCCGCAGGUGGGAACCGGCUGGUCCCUGACAGUGCCGAACUGGCAGGUCUCGGCACGAUAGAACGGCAGGCCCGCAUCAAUCAGCUGCAGAGCCAACUACAGAAUGGGGAGUUCGCGGCAGUAGCUGAACUAGUGACUCGUCUGUUGGAUAACUGCGUGGGCGUGUUUAACGGGGAGACAGAGAUCCUGGAUGUGUUUGUGCGCGAUAACGGUCUAACGAAACUAUACAAUCUCACGGGCGAAAGGACCGACCCUACAGAGUUCUUCGUCACAGCAGGCCAUACCAAUCCAACCAUGCGCGUCUUGGAGAUCGGUGCCGGUACUGGAGGAACUACGCUGGUCGCGUUGCAGGCUCUAACGUCGAUCAAUGGGGAGCCGAUGUAUGGGAGUUAUACUUUCACUGACGUCUCAUCCGGCUUUUUCGCUGCCGCGAAGGAGCGAUUCGCCGAGUAUCCCGGGCUGGAAUUCAAGGUAUUGGAUAUCGAAAGGGACCCAGUCUCGCAAGGCUUCGAUGCUGGAGACUACGACCUCAUCAUUGCGUCAAAUGUGAUACACGCCACAGAAACGCUAAAUCGGACAUUGAGCCAUGUUCGCAAGCUCCUACACCCAAAGGGGAGAUUCUUCCUACAGGAGCUUACGCCCUCCGCAGCCAAAAUGAUCAAUCUUAUCAUGGGCCCGUUGCCAGGAUGGUGGCUGGGAGAAGCCGAUGGAAGAGCAAGCGAGCCUCUUGUUUCACCUGAGCGGUGGCACCGGGAGCUGCAGGCGGCGGCCUUUGAGGGCGUGGAGUGUGUGGUUUAUGACGAUCCCAACCGUCGCGACCAUCUCGGGGUGAAUAUCAUCGCGAAACCAAGCCAGACGGAGCCAACACCGGGGCUUCGUAGAGUGACUCUUCUGAUAGAUUCAAGUCAGGCGCAACAUGAAUCUGAUUCCAUCAUGCUUGUGAAAGACACACUCGCCGCUCGGGGCUACCAUGUCGAUAUAUGCUCCCUAGGCUCUCAGCUCCCGGUUUACCAGGACGUCAUAUCCCUGUUGGAGGUUGAUACGCCAUUCCUGAGCGAUAUUAGAGCCGAGGACUUUGCCUCGCUGCAGCGGGUCAUUGGUGCCCUCGGCUCAUCGAAGCUCCUCUGGUUGAUGGGAUCUGCGCAGCUCGAGCCGAUCAAAGAUCCACGCUACGGCCUCGCGCUGGGCUUCACGCGGAGCAUCCGUGCCGAGCUGUCGCCUUCACUUGCGACAUUAGAGGUCGACAGAUUGAAUGCGGCCGCGGCUGCUGUUGUAAUUGACGUACUCGAGCAUUUCCGCGAACGAGCCGCCUCGGUUAACCCGGACUAUGAGUAUGUACUACGAGAUGGCCUCGUGCAUGUGGGCCGAUAUCACUGGACCAGAGUGUCGGAGGAGCUCGCUGAAGCCAACAAUGCUUCUGAUUACCCACUGCAGCUAGAGGAGCGCCGCAAUGGAGGCUCAAUGGUAUUGAACUGCGUCCCCGUUGUUCCAGAGCCAGUUGGUGCGGGGGAUGUUAUGAUUACGCCUGCGUAUGCAGGAAUUGCCCCUGGGAACUCUUUGUCCAGCUUUGAGGGCUCGGGCACUGUCACGGCUGUAGGAAUUGAGGUGCACGACUUGAAGCCCGGCGAUCGAGUCAUGUUUCUAGCGCACAACUGUCUCGCAACAAGUAUCACGCUUCCAGCAAGCCAGGCUGUGGAGAUCCCCGACACGUUAACCCUUGAAGAAGCAGCCAGCAUGCUGCUACCCUUCUCCACCGCUAUCUAUUCCCUCCGAAGGGUAUCCAAUAUGAGGAGAGGCCAGAAGCUUCUGAUCCACGAUGCAGCCAGUGCGGUUGGCCUUGCUGGGAUCCAAGUCUGUCAGAUGCUUGGGGUUGAAGUUUAUUGCACGGCCGCAUCUGAAGAUGCAGUGGCGCACCUGGUUACCCAGUGCAACGUUUCUCGCGACCACAUAUUCCAGUAUCAAGACGCUUCGUUCUUGCCGUCGCUAAUGGGCGCCACUGCAGAAAAGGGGGUGGCUACUGUCCUCGUUCCCGGCUCCGUGUCAGCUGAGCUGUUGCGCGCGCAUUGGAAAUGCAUAGCUCCGCGCGGAAAGAUGAUAGUUCUCGGAAAGGCGGACUCGAACGCUCUCGCAGGCUUAGAGCCGGACAUCUUCAGCGGGAAUAGAAGCUUGAUUGGCGUCGAUUUCUCUACGCUACAGGACUUGUAUUCCGAGCUUCUUGAUGAGACACUGCGUCUCUAUAACGAGGGUGCUAUCAGACCCAUCGCCCCAAUUUAUACUGUUGCCUUUGCCGAUACAGAUACGACAGCUGUGUCUGAAAUUUUGAGCCAACGAGGCACCGUCGGAACAUCCGCCCUCGACAUCUCAAGCGCUUCCAAGUCCCUUCCGGUUCUCCCAGCAAAUCCAGAACUCAACCUCCGCUCAGACACAGCAUACCUUCUUGUCGGAGGUCUCGGCGGGCUUGGUCAGUCCGUCUCAACUUACCUCGUUGAGCGCGGUGCACGUCACUUGAUCUACCUCUCACGAACAGCGGGCGAGCAGCACUCACACCAGGUCUUCUUCCGCGAGCUCGAGUGCCAAGGCUGCACCGUUCAAUCUGUGCAAGGAGAUGUAUCGAGCCCUGCAGAUGUCGAGAUCGCAAUUCGGAACGCCCACCUCCCCAUCGCCGGAAUCCUACACAUGGCAAUGGCCCUGGAUGACCACCCCUUCCUAGACAUGUCACACGAAGACUGGCAAAGACCCCUGGGACCAAAGGUUUCGGGGACAUGGAACCUCCACAACGCCCUCUCCCAAACAGACACCCCCCUCGACUUCUUCGUCAUAUUCGGCUCGGUCUCCGGCUCAUUCGGGAUUGCCCACCAGGCAAACUACGCCGCGGCAAACACAUUCCAGGACUCGUUCGUGUCGUACCGACAUGGCCAAGGCCUACCUGCCUCCGUACUGAAUAUCGGCGCCAUGGCCGGUGUAGGGUAUGUGAGUGAGAAUAAGGGCGUCGAGGAGUAUUUCCGGAGCGCGGGGAUGCCGUUUUUGUCUGAAGGGGAUUUCUUCCACGCGCUGCAUUUGUCCAUGUGUCAGCAGUUUCCAGACGAGCAAACUGCAAAGACAGUCGGCGCUGGCUGUACCAACACCAGCCAGCUCGCCCUCGGCAUCCGCGCGACAAAACCCAUGACCGACCCGAGCAACCGCGUCCUCUGGAAACACGACCGCCGCGUCGACAUCUACCGGAACAUCCAAGCCACCCUCCUCGCAAACACCACCAGCACCUCCAGUACCGAAAACACCGAAGACAGACUCGCAGCAUUCAUGACAACCGUCCGCUCCGACGCAUCGAUCCUCUCCCACCCGGAAACCCUCCUCCUCGUGACCCGCGAGAUCGGAAUCAAAAUCUACGAGUUCAUGCUCAAGCCCAUUGACGAGCUGGAUGUGUCCAAGGCGCUUGUGACGCUGGGCGUGGAUUCGCUGGUUAUUGUGGAGAUACGGAAUUGGAUCAGGCGGAGGUUGGAGGUUGAGACUUCUACUUUGGAGAUAUUGAAUGGGGGAACGAUUGAGAUGUUGGGAAGGGUUUGUGUUGAGAGGCUGAGGGGGAAGUAUGGGGAUGAGGACGGGAAGAGGGGGUAA
Molecule: messenger RNA, 7431 nt
Organism: Aspergillus calidoustus
Lineage: Eukaryota; Fungi; Ascomycota; Eurotiomycetes; Eurotiales; Aspergillaceae
Source: the annotation of a GenBank genome assembly